AUGGCCAUGAAAGCUAACAUGGUAGAAGAAGCACCUCCUCAAGAGAAGCAGCCCGUAUGUGACCGAUGCCAUGAUUUGCAACACUACAGCACAAAAAGCGAUACAGCAAAGCUCCCCAUGUAUCACCCUACUGUCGAGUCGCUGCGCGAAACGAUCGAAGAGUCACCACACAAAUACAACCACAUAUACCAUAUUAUCGACGCAGCCGAUUUCCCCAUGUCGCUCAUCCCUCGACUUAACGUUCUUCUGGGCGAUAUCCCCAUCAGAACCCGCAACCGACGAUCGCGAGCCAGCAAAUUCCAGCAUGAUCGCAAGACAGAACUCAGCUUUAUCAUCACACGAGGUGAUCUUCUGGGACCCAAGAAAGAAAUGGUGGAUACCAUGAUGCCGUACCUGCGCGAAGUGCUGAGAGAUGCUCUGGGAAGACUCGGAAGUAGAGUUCGUCUUGGCAAUGUCCGAUGUGUUAGCGCAAAGCGGUCUUGGUGGUGCAAGGAGGUCAGGCAAGACAUCUGGGAACGUGGAGGUGCGGGUUGGAUGGUUGGAAAGGUCAAUGUGGGUAAGAGUCAGCUGUUCGAAGCUGUAUAUCCCAAGGGCAGGAUGGGACCAGUGACUGACAAUGGGCGAAUAUCGACAUAUCCCCGAGAAGUCCUGAAUGCAGAAUCGAUUGCUGCAGAGCCUAUUCAGGACAAGGAUGUUGAUGUUGGAGACUUGUUACCACCUCCUCAACCACCCCGGAAUUAUCCCGACAUGCCUCUGGUAUCAUCUCUGCCCGGUACAACUGCUUCUCCUAUUCGAAUCCCAUUCGGAAAUGGAAAGGGCGAGUUAAUCGAUCUUCCUGGUUUGGCACGCAGCGACUUGGAACUUUUCGUGAAAGAGGAGGACCGACAGUCGACGAUUAUGAAGAGCCGGAUUAUACCUGAGCAGAUCUCCAUGACUCCUGGCAAAUCGCUCAUCCUUGGUGGUGGUCUAAUUCGCAUCACACCCAAGGAUCCCAAUCUGGUAAUCUUGGCUUACAAUUUCACGCCUUUGGAAGAUCAUCUCACCCAAACCGACAAGGCCAUUGCUUUUCAGGAUCAGACAAGGGAGUCUGCUGGUGUGCCGAGCAUCAUGCUUCCCGGUAUCGGAGACAAGAUGAAGCAUGCUGGAACAUUCAAACUGUCGCACGAUGUCACAAAGAAGAGAGCAGGCCCUCUUACAAGGAAAAAUGCGAUCGGUCUUAAUGUCGACAGGCUGCCCUUCCGAGUUUUGUCUACAGAUAUCCUCAUCGAAGGUGUGGGCUAUGUUGAGCUUGUCGCACAAGUCCGUGCUCGCGAUGUCGCUCUCAAGGUUUUCGACCAACAACAACAACGAAUUAGAGCUGACGAGAAUGUUUGGAAAAAGCCAGUUGAUACUUCUGACCCUUUCGCCGCCAUGAAGUUUCAACGAAGAGAUACAGCGCCCGUUGUACAGACGAGGCGCAAGGAACCCGAGCCCCCAUUGGAUCCUGGGUGGCCAGCGGUUGACGUCUUUAGCCCUGAAGGUCGGUUCAUCGGUUCUCGCCAACCUAUUCACGGAUGGUUGAACAACAAACCCCGUGUGUUGAAAGAGCAUAGGAAGAGCCGACAUCGAAGGAGUAUGAAGGGUGCGAAAAAGAAGGACAAGUUUGAGAAGAGGGCAGCAAACUGA
Fusarium pseudograminearum CS3096 is the source of this 1665-nucleotide messenger RNA. RefSeq lists its product as uncharacterized. Bases 1 to 1665 code for a protein of 554 amino acids. The transcript has a single exon. The record is from RefSeq and is a predicted model, not a curated record. NCBI's taxonomy places the organism in Eukaryota, Fungi, Ascomycota, Sordariomycetes, Hypocreales, Nectriaceae. Gene Ontology annotation, cellular component: mitochondrion.